Molecule: messenger RNA, 1653 nt
Organism: Tinamus guttatus (white-throated tinamou)
Lineage: Eukaryota; Metazoa; Chordata; Aves; Tinamiformes; Tinamidae
Source: RefSeq, a predicted model, not a curated record
AGCACCGUCUCCAGCACCGUCUUCAUCACCUACUACCGCAGCAACGCCAUCCUCCUCUGCCUCAUCGGCUUCUUCCUCUUCAUGCUGGUGCUCAUGCUGGUGCUCUACAUCCACAUGUUCGCCCUGGCCCGCCACCACCUCCGCAGCAUCUCCAGCCAGCAGAAGAAACCCACUGUCUACCGCACCAGCAGCCUCAAGGGCGCCGUGACGCUCACCAUCCUGCUGGGCGUCUUCUUCAUCUGCUGGGGGCCCUUCUUCUUCCACCUCAUCCUCAUCGUCACCUGCCCCACCAACCCCUUCUGCACCUGCUUCUUCAGCUACUUCAACCUCUUCCUCAUCCUCAUCAUCUGCAACUCGGUGCUGGACCCGCUCAUCUACGCGUUCCGGAGCCAGGAGCUGCGGCGGACGCUGCGGGAGGUGGUGCUGUGCUCCUGGACACCCAAGAAUGACCAAAUUCCUCCAUGGAGGAACCUCAACCUUGAGGAGAUCCAAGAGUCCCAACCCAAGAGCCUCCUGAGGUCCCCAGUGUCCCCUCAAGGCCAAAGCGGCGCCGGCAACAACUGGGCCAAGGGCCACUACACGGAGGGCGCCGAGCUGGUGGACUCGGUGCUGGACGUGGUCCGCAAGGAGGCCGAGAGCUGCGACUGUCUCCAGGGCUUCCAACUGACCCAUUCCCUCGGUGGCGGCACCGGUUCCGGCAUGGGCACCCUGCUCAUCUCCAAGAUCCGCGAGGAAUAUCCCGACCGGAUCAUGAACACCUUCAGCGUGGUGCCGUCCCCGAAGGUGUCGGACACGGUGGUGGAGCCCUACAACGCGACGCUCUCCGUGCACCAGCUGGUGGAGAACACGGAUGAGACCUACUGCAUCGACAACGAGGCGCUCUACGACAUCUGCUUCCGCACGCUCAAGCUCGCCACCCCCACCUACGGCGACCUCAACCACCUGGUGUCGGCCACCAUGAGCGGCGUCACCACCUCGCUGCGCUUCCCCGGGCAGCUCAACGCCGACCUGCGCAAGCUGGCGGUCAACAUGGUCCCCUUCCCGCGGCUCCACUUCUUCAUGCCGGGCUUCGCGCCGUUGACGUCGCGCGGGAGCCAGCAGUACCGCGCGUUGACCGUCCCCGAGCUGACCCAGCAGGUCUUCGACGCCAAGAACAUGAUGGCGGCGUGCGACCCGCGCCACGGGCGCUACCUCACGGUGGCCGCCGUCUUCCGGGGCCGCAUGUCCAUGAAGGAGGUGGACGAGCAGAUGCUCAACGUGCAGAACAAGAACAGCUCCUACUUCGUGGAGUGGAUCCCCAACAACGUGAAGGUGGCCGUGUGUGACAUCCCGCCCCGGGGGCUCAAGAUGUCCUCCACCUUCAUCGGCAACAGCACGGCCAUCCAGGAGCUCUUCAAGCGCAUCUCGGAGCAGUUCACGGCCAUGUUCCGCCGCAAGGCCUUCCUGCACUGGUACACGGGCGAGGGCAUGGACGAGAUGGAGUUCACCGAGGCCGAGAGCAACAUGAACGACCUGGUCUCCGAGUACCAGCAGUACCAGGACGCCACGGUCGAGGAGGAGGGCGAGAUGUACGAGGACGACGAGGAAGAGGAGUCGGAGGCCCAGGGCGCCAAGUGAAGCCAGGGGGCCCGGCCCCCGCUGCUCCCCCGCUAG